Molecule: messenger RNA, 2913 nt
Organism: Cottoperca gobio
Lineage: Eukaryota; Metazoa; Chordata; Actinopteri; Perciformes; Bovichtidae
Gene: kbtbd2
Product: kelch repeat and BTB (POZ) domain containing 2
Exons: 4
Coding region: 551-2449 (632 amino acids)
Molecular function (GO): protein binding
Source: RefSeq, a predicted model, not a curated record
UAUCCUCAUUUGGCCUCUGGUCUUUCAGGCGCUUAUGAUGCGCUGAAAGGCUGUCCGCUGCUCAGCGCUUCAACACAACUGUUUAAUGUCUAAAUUCGGCUUGAGGAGCUUACUUGGCACUUUCUGCUGACGAGAGAAGCCAUCGCGACGGUUCACUUUGUGUGGAGUGUGCCUACAGUUACUACGAGCACUGAUGUUGUGGUGCUCUCCCUCUACCUCCGAUCCCAGUGCCUCACUGUAUGACCUCAGACAUCCGAUAGAUCCACGAGGGGAAGCAGCCCCUGCCUCACCCAGGACCCUUCCCUCUGGACUACUGCGUGCGACACUCCGUAGCCAUCUCAUCUUUCAACUCACCUCCAGUAGAAACAACAGCACACCUUUUCCACAUAGGAGUUGAACACCUCCACUUGGGUCAGUGGAGGUGUUGAAGAGCCCUCCCCCACUCCCCCCUGUUAAUCCUCUUGAAUAUUCUUUCUCCUGGUUGGUUUGAGCCCGGUUCUGCCGGCCGUGUGACUUUUCAAAUCUGGGGCGUGAUUCAUGGGAUGCAACCAUGUCGGAUCUCAGUGAGCGCAGGCCGGUCAACACGGACUACGCUGUCUCCCUGCUGGAGCAGCUCAAGUUCUUUUACGAACAGAAAUUACUGACUGAUGUUGUGCUGCUGGUGGAGGACACAGAGUUCCCCUGUCACAAGAUGGUCCUGGCCACGUGUAGCUCCUAUUUCAGGGCAAUGUUCAUGAGUGGCCUCAGUGAGAGCAAACAGACCCACGUCCACCUGAGGAACGUGGACCCGGCCACCCUGCAGAUCAUCAUCACCUACGCCUACACGGGCAACCUGGCCAUCAGCGACAGCACCGUGGAGCCGCUCUACGAGACCGCCUGCUUCCUACAGGUGGAGGACGUCUUGCUGCAGUGCAGAGACUACCUGGUGAAGAAGAUAAGCGCUGAGAACUGCGUCCGCAUGCUGAGCAUCGGCGACCUGUUCAGUUGCAGCGAGCUAAAGCAGAGCGCUAAGCGCAUGGUGGAGCACAAGUUCCCCAUGGUGUACAGGCAGGAGGCAUUCCUUCAGCUCUCCCACGAGCUGUUGGUAGACGUCCUGAGCAGCGACAACCUCAACGUGGAGAAGGAGGAGACGGUGCGAGAGGCGGCCAUGCUGUGGUUGGAGUAUAACAUGGAGGCACGCUCGCAGCACCUGUCCUCCGUGCUCAGUCAGAUCCGCAUCGACGCGCUGUCUGAGGUGACGCAGCGCGCCUGGUUCCAGGGUCUGCCACCCAACGACAAGUCUGUGGUGGUGCAGGGCCUCUACAAGUCCAUGCCCAAGUUUUUCAAACCUAGGUUAGGCAUGACCAAGGAGGAGAUGCUGAUUUUCAUGGAGGCCAUGUCAGAAACGCAGGGCGACGGAUAUGUAAUGUCUGGGUCCUUGCCUACUACAGUAGUGUGUUACAGCCCGCAGGCGGAGAAAGUGUACAGGCUUAACAACCCCCCAGGAGACCUGCAGAAGGUGGGAACCCUCGUCACACCUGACAAUGAUGUGUUCAUUGCCGGUGGACAGAUCCCGCUCAAAAACUCUAUCACCAACCACGGCAAGAGUGGAAAGUUACAGGCGGUCUUCCGCUCAGUCGAUAGCUUCUUCUGGUUUGAUGCCCAACAGAACGCCUGGGUACCCAAAACCCCCAUGCUGUGUGCCCGAAUCAAGCCCUCGCUGGUCUACUGCGAUGGCUACAUCUAUGCAAUCGGGGGAGAUAAUGUCGGAGGAGAGCUGAAUAAGCGCACGGUGGAGCGCUACGACUGCGAGAAGGACGAGUGGAGCAUGAUGAGCCCUCUGCCCUUCGCAUGGAACUGGAGCACCUCUGUGGUGGCGCACGACUGCAUCUAUGUGAUGACCCACGACCUGAUGUACUGCUACUUCCCCCGAGCCGACACCUGGGUGGAGAUGGCUAUGCGCAAGACGAGCCGCUGCUUCGCCUCUGCGGCUGCUUUCGGUGACCUCAUUUUCUACAUCGGCGGCCUCCACGUGGUCAGCAACUCUGGCAUCCGCUUGCCCACAAGCACCAUCGACGGCUCCUCCGUCACCGUGGAGAUCUACGAUGUCAACAAGCAUGAGUGGCGCCUGGCCGCCAACAUCCCAGCUAAGCGUUACUCGGACCCAUGCGUGCGGGCAGUGGUGCUGCUCAACUCGCUGUGCAUUUUCAUGCGUGAAACCCACAUGAACGAGCGUGCCAAGUACGCCAUCUAUCAGUACGACAUGGAGCUGGACCGGUGGUACCUGCGGCAGCCCGUGUCUGAGCGCGUGCUCUGGGAUCUGGGCAAGGACUUCCGCUGUGCGGUGGGGAAGCUGUACCCCUCCUGUCUGGAGGAAUCUCCCUGGAAACCCCCAACCUACCUCUUCUCCCCCGACGGAGCCGAGGAGUUCGAGGUGGACGGGGAGCUAGUGACCCUCCCUCACGUAUAGCUCUUAACCUCCCCUGCCUCGCUGACUGAAGCAGGAAUCUGUAACGCUGAGGGAUGAACAUGAAGGGGGGGGCAGAGCCGUUCUCUAAGAUAUGAAAGGGUUUGACGUUCUCUGUGUUGAGCAUCGCCGGACUUCGGAGGCUUGCGUUCGCUACAGCUGUUGCUGAUGAACGAUGCGGCCCAGACGAGCCUGGAGACAAACGAUGCUUCAAAUACAAGUAAUCUGAAAAAUUCAGUUUUUUUCCUCUUCUUAUUUUGUCAGUUGUGACAUCUGUUAGAUAUUAUUACAAGUCUGUCAUACUGUUUCUACAAUGUGAUGAUCUAAACGUCAACUGAUUUUGUGAUGAUGAUGAUGAUGAUGAUGAUGCACUUAACUGGUAAACCUUCUCGGAAUGACAAUGGCAACUGUACCAAAAUCCCCCCCCAACCCUCCGAUCAUGGCGUCCCUCUCUUCCCCCCCCCCCC